Molecule: messenger RNA, 1773 nt
Organism: Aspergillus costaricaensis CBS 115574
Lineage: Eukaryota; Fungi; Ascomycota; Eurotiomycetes; Eurotiales; Aspergillaceae
Product: serine/threonine protein kinase CDC7
Exons: 4
Coding region: 288-1763 (491 amino acids)
Biological process (GO): protein phosphorylation; mitotic DNA damage checkpoint signaling
Cellular component (GO): nucleus
Molecular function (GO): ATP binding; protein serine/threonine kinase activity
Source: RefSeq, a predicted model, not a curated record
CGACCGACUUCCCUCACCACAACACUACAACAGGACUGGGGCUUCUCCUCAUACCUAUCCACACGUGUAUGUGCGCGUGCGCGACUUGAUCUAGCAAUACCACCCUGCACUCAUUCGCAUAUUUCCAUAACCUCACGCCUUCCUUUCCUUCCUGAAGCACGACUAUAUCAUUUUCAGUCUUAUUGCACCUGUUUUGUCGUGUUGCUGCCAGGUUCUGCUGAUCAAGCUAUCACUCAGUGAUCUUCCCUGCUAGUCUGUAACAGCCCUUCCAAGCGGUCCUCAUUGCGAUGUCCGCUCUUCAUGCAGUUCCUACCGAUACCUUCGGCAUACAGCAACCUGUCGCUGCGACCCAAGGCCCCAAAUAUGUUAGAGAGGACAGUGCAGCCACAGAUAGUGAUGGAUCGAUAGAGCAAAUUCGAGAAGAGGUGGAGUACGAGGAGGGUGACGCUCAAGACAAAGAGGAUGUUGAUGAAUCAGUGAAAGAAGAUAUGAGAAAACUCGAGGACACAUUCCCCGGCAUAUCUGAUAGAUUUCGGCUGUUGAAUAGAAUCGGAGAAGGUACCUUUUCCACCGUGUACAAAGCAGAGGACCUCUUGUACGACCACUAUGAAAACGACUGGGACACUUUCCAAGGCAACCACACGGACAGUUGGACGGACCAACCGUCUAAAAGACGCCGGGUGGAAGGUGAUAACGGCCGCUCGAUUCCCAUCAAACGAAGGAAGCCACGGUUCGUUGCAUUGAAAAAGAUCUAUGUGACUAGUAGUCCCCAUCGCAUUCAAAAUGAACUUGAGCUGCUACAUGAUCUUCGGGGUUGCCGAUCAGUAUGCCCGUUAAUCACAGCUUUCCGCUACCAGGAUCAAGUUGUGGCCGUUCUACCCUUCUUCCCACACACCGACUUUCGCAUUCAGUAUCGCACAUUCCUGGUUGCUGAUAUGCGACAUUAUUUCCGGUCACUGUUCACUGCACUGCACUCCGUCCAUAAACAUAACAUUCUCCAUCGCGAUAUCAAGCCAACUAAUUUCCUCUAUAAUCCUGAUCUUCGAGAAGGCGUGUUAGUCGAUUUCGGGCUUGCAGAACGUGAGGGUUCUGAGUACACAGGUACCUGCCUGUGCGCAAAUGCAGCUUACAUACGCCGUAGUAGAUAUAACCACAGUUAUCACAGCACUCAUUGUUCACCGACGACAUUAUCAGCUGGCUAUCCUAAGAACGACUCACGACCAUCAAGGCGCGCUAAUCGAGCAGGAACGCGUGGGUUUCGUGCACCUGAAGUCCUCUUCAAGUGCACUUCUCAGACAACCAAAAUAGAUAUGUGGUCCGCCGGCGUCAUUCUCUUGACCCUACUUGGACGCCGCUUUCCUUUUUUUAACUCGGCUGAUGAUGUUGACGCUAUGAUUGAGAUGGCGAGUAUCUUCGGCACUCGACGCAUGAAAGCUGCUGCAGCCAUGCAUGGGCAGAUAUUCGAAACAAAUAUCCCGACCAUCGGUGAAAAGGGGUAUAGCUGGGAGAAACUUGUGAAAUGGGCCAGCUGUGUCGAAGAGCUAACUGAAAGUGAGAAACAGGCCACUCGAUUACUGGCUGGCCUCAUGGAGCUGGAUCCCUACAAGCGCCUUAGUGCCAAGGAAGCCCUACAACAUGAGUUUUUCACUGACCCUAUAGACCAUGAUGUGGAGUGGGGAGGGGACCCCGACGAUAGCGCAGACACUGGGGAAGAAGAUGAGGAUAAGGAUGAUGGAGAAGCGGACGAAGUAGCAAUGAUAUAGAGCUCCCGAG